This is a messenger RNA of Aspergillus pseudonomiae, 5213 nucleotides long. Its product is annotated as ubiquitin-protein ligase RKR1. Lineage: Eukaryota; Fungi; Ascomycota; Eurotiomycetes; Eurotiales; Aspergillaceae. The record is from RefSeq and is a predicted model, not a curated record. Gene Ontology annotation, biological process: ribosome-associated ubiquitin-dependent protein catabolic process; rescue of stalled cytosolic ribosome. Gene Ontology annotation, cellular component: RQC complex; cytosol. The transcript has 8 exons. Bases 136 to 4989 code for a protein of 1617 amino acids. Gene Ontology annotation, molecular function: zinc ion binding; ribosomal large subunit binding; ubiquitin protein ligase activity.
GUUGAUUCUUUGUAUCUGAGUGACAAGGGACCUGCACUCUUAUUCUUCCCCUUCGUUCCAUUUUUCCCCUCCUCCCUUUCCCCUUUUUGUUCACUCCUUUGAUCUGAUUCACAUCCCACUUACCCCACAUUUAUUAUGAGUAAAAAGUUCAAGUCUCAGGCAUCAAGCAGCCGCGCUGCUAGCACCUUUGGCUCCUUUGGUGGAUUCUCCAGCUCUUUCUCUGGUUCUGGGAGGGAACCGUCGUCUCUUACUUAUGUGGCUGAGCCGCCGGACCUUUCGCAGAUAUUUGAAGCACAAUUGGCAAUUGCUUUCAAGAACUUCCUGAAGAAAGAUGAAGUAACGAGGACCAAAGCACUGGAUGAUUUGAGGGAUUAUGUUUCUACUGUAGAAAGUCGCAGUGGGACUCUGGAUGACGGGUUCCUGGAAGCCUGGAUUAAAAUUUAUCCCAGAGCAUCGAUUGAUCUGUCUCGUAGAGUGAGGCAAACGGCCCAUUCCACACAAGGAUCUAUUGCUUCUCUAGUGGGCAAGCGGAUUGCCCGUUUCUUACCGAAAGUAAUUGGGGCAUGGCUUGCAGGACUCUAUGACAAUGAUCGAAUGGUUCACCGGUCCGCAUUUGAGUCCUUCACACGGGUUUUCUCAACUGAAGAGAAGAGAAACGGCGUGUGGAAGAUCUACCAGAGUUCUAUUCUUGAUUUUGUAGAUGAUGUCAUCCUUCAGCAGACUCCACAGACUCUUAGCGACGAGAGGACUGUCAAGUCUGAUGAUGCAGAAGCGAAGUAUGCUCGCGUUGUAGGAACUGCGGUUUUACUAUUUAAUCGAAUUAUAGGAAAUUCGACGCGCGAAGUUCUUGAGAAGGAUAUAGCUACGAUUGAAAACCUUCUGGGUAGUAAAUCGUUAUGGUCCUUAUGCUAUCAUGACGACCCUUUUGUUCGCAGAUCAGUCUAUGUCCUUCUUCGAUCUGCUGUCUCUAAAGACCCAGAGCAGCUUGACUGGAAGCUCAUCAGUGCCGCUAUCAUCGGCAAAUCCUUGCAUAUAUCUCAAUUAGGAUCUUCCCCGGACCUGUCCGAAUUGCUGCUGCAGGUGACAACUGUAAGGCCUCAGUUAUGGACUGACGACUAUACGGGCAAGUCUUCUUCCUCUAAAAGACUCAUUCAGUAUAUCCAGAAAGGUUCAGAGGGUGGUCUAGCCUCCUUCUGGCAAAAUCUAUACGAGUUAUUGCAGGUUAUCCCAUCGCAGACUUUAGCAAAAGUUGAUGCGAAAUCCACAAAUGAAGACAGUGUUGAAUUGUCAAGCGCUACGAAAUUGACUCAAUCCUUCCAAGACGGACUGAACUCCAGAGAUGAACCUCGGCAGAACCGCGCAGUUGGUUGGAAAGCUUAUAUUGACACUGGAAUGUGGCUCACAAAUAAGCUCCCCCAAAUUGACCAAGAACCUUUUCUACAUGAACGACUGUCUCCACUUUUAGUCCAAUAUGUCAAGCCUGAGCAAGACCGUUCUGAGUGGGAACUUCCUGCUCAGUCAGCUGAAGCUCUCUGCGCUGAUUAUCUUGAUGUUUUAGCCACACAUAGCCACGAAGGAGAAUUGCAUAAAUUGUGGACUGAGCUGUCGGACAACCUGCUUGAAGCUGUAAAGCUUUCAUCUCCAGAGCAGUCGAAGGACUUCAGGUCGUCACAAGACGCAGUAUGUGCUCAGGCCGAACGAUUUCUUGCUUUAGAGGCUUCGGUGCUUUCACGUGUAGCAGAUACAGACCGCGAAUGCAAGCUGCUGAAAGCCUUCGAGGACACAAACCUGGGGCUGCUUAGGCACUGCUUGGAGGUUCUACGAACCCGAAACGGCAAGCCGUAUGGAGCAGCUGCAGUUGUUGAAGGAAUGGUUCAGAAAGUUGCACAGAUUGCACAACACUCCCAGGAGUUAUUGAGGUUUGUCCAGGAGGAUGCACCAGAACUUCUGUCUUCGCCAUCCGCCGAUCGUUUAAUCUCUAUCAUCUUGUCUUGUCGUUCAUGGAAUGGAUUUGGCCCAAGUUUCGAGAAAGUCGUUGAAAGGGUAGCACAGUCUGAACCCGAGUCGUCAAAUGCGCAUGCUGUUCAGAAACUCCUCUCUACACUCGAUUUCAAGGAAGUAGAUGAUAAGAGUGGUCUUGGUUCUCUGAUCGCGCGUGCUUUAGACAGGGCCUGUAGAGGUAGCUCUCUACACUGGUCGAUUGUGGCUGCGGUGCUCCAAAACCAAACAUCUCAUGGCGAGCUCACAGAGUCGAUAUUCUUGUCAAUCAUCGAUGCAUUAUCAGAUGAAAGCAAAGUGUUCGAUACCUUACACGGAGUUUCUCAAAUUGCAAAUACCGUCCCAACUGCACUAAGAGAAUUCCAAAGUGGUCCCCAUGGUUCGAAAUUAACAGGGAAGUUGCUGUUCCUCGCUGAGUCGCCAUCAGAAGAAGUGGCCGGUCUUGCGGAGUCAUUAACCAGAAGGGUGAAGGAAUCAGCAGUCAGUGAAACAAGUGCUAGGUCAACUUUUGAAAUUCUGAAGCACAAUUUCAAUAACGUAAACGAGGAAUCUCUCUCGAUUGGGUCUUUAUUGAGUGUUGCAGAAGAAUUUUUACAUAACACCAAGCCCGAGGACCUCAAGAAAGUGGUUAAUGAUAUCCUACCUUCUCGCCAGAAUUGGGAAGAUGCGCUCGAUCCCUUUCUUGCACUCCCUCCCCGGCUAUCAACUGCUAUUACAAGUCCGCUUAAAGGGACAGUUCAUAUCAUCGACCGCCAUAUAUCGGACGAGUCUAGAAGGCGCUAUGAGACGGUCCCAUGCGACUCCAGCCAUUGUUCGUCUGCUCUCCGACUCGCCUAUUUCACCAUUAGAACUCUGUCAUCCUCUGAUAUCACUAGUCAGCUUGGUGCAGAAGAGCUUCAAACUCUGUUCUACUACUUGCCUCUGGCUGUGCAGUUGAUUGACGAUGAUUUGAGCAUCGACAAUUGCAAUGGCAUAACUGGAGUACUGCUACCUGAGCAACGAGAAGAGUACAUGGAAAUUGUCAAUGAUGGCCGUAGUUUGAUCAAUAGAUGGGCAAAUUUGGAAGAAUCCGUUGCACCAUCAAUUUCUGCGUUUUGGGAAAGCAAACUCGAAAGCUUAACUGGAACCUCUGCCGUUGACUAUCGAGUUGGCGAGGCUUUUGUAAAGAUUAUGGAGGGUCAGGACUCGGCAAAUUCCAAGUCAUCGGAAGACAUUGCCAAGCUUUGCAAGGAUGUGCGAACAGCAAAUGCAAUCCGCUCGGCGUCUUGGGUGGCUAUCUUGCGACACUCCAUCCUCUCAAACCCUGCCGGGACACGGCUAUGCAAUGAACUUGUCGCAGAAUCCACAGGAUUGAAACCUCAUGAUGAGCGAAAAGAUGGCCUUCGAAAGCUAUCACUGCUCAACCUUCUCGUAGUAGGAUCGGAAGAAGUGUUUGAGUCAAUCCCGACCCAGCGCGUCGUCUUUCUCGUCAAGCACCUCGUACAAUGUCUGCAAUCGGAGAAUAUCUCCCUUAGUGUCAAAUCCGAGGUAUUGCAAACCUUGUCGUUUGUGUUACCUUGCAUUCAUGAGAUGUAUGGCUCGCACUGGGAGGAUUGCAUGGAUGCUCUCAGCACAACCUGGAGGGAAGCCAGUGGCAGCGAUGAAGCUUUGCCAGUUCUGCUAGCAUCCUUCAGACUUUUUGCUCGCCUGAAAUCCAUUGUAGGCAACGAAGACAGCAACGACGAUGUGAAAGACGCUUGGUCAGAUCGAAAGGCCGCGUUGUUCAAUGACUUGACAGCAACGAUCAAGGAAUUUGACUCUUCUAUUACGUUCUACCAACCUCGCGAUGUCACGGUAGAUCUCUUGUGCCGACUGAUCAACAAUAUAUCAGUUGAGAGCCUUGAAGACGUGAGCAGGAUCUUCCCACUUCUGACUGCGCAGAGUCAGGCUGUGCAACGCGCCGCCUAUACUGUUCUACACCGGUAUAUUCCAAGUGUUCAAGAGCAGAUUUCUUUUGAUGUGGCAUUGUCGAAGACGACCGUCAAAUUACCCGAUCAGCUCCUGUCUCUGUUGCUCGAAGCACCCACUAUGGAUUCGAUAUCCUUAUCAUAUGGUGAUGACAAGGUCUGGUCGGAGAUACGAUCAUACCUUUUAAGCUGGAAGAUAGUUUUCGAUCAUUUCGUUAAUGCAUCCUUUGCCGUGCAAGAGAACUACGUAUCGAGCAUCAAGGAGAAUGAUGUGUUGAUUCCACUACUGGAAUUCACAUUCGACUUCCUCCAGCAGUCUCACCAAAAAAUGGUGGACGCGUCUAAGUUCGUUAUUCGCUCUUUUGAGUUAGACCAGUCGGAAUCUCAGGAGAAGGAAAUCCAAUGGCUCCUCGUCCACCUGUACUUCUUGUGCUUGAGGUACCUGGCGAACAUGACCAAGAGCUGGUGGAUUGACACCAAGAAGCGCACCAAAGGACCAGUGGAAGCCUGGACUGAAAAAUACAUUUCACCACUGAUCGUUGAGGAUGCCCUGCAAGGGAUUACCGAAUGGAUGGCAACACAAGACCCGAAUGAAGAGCGGGCAUUGGCCGUGAAAAUCUCACCAAAGACUUCUGAGAUCAUUGCUAGCAUUCCAGUGGAUGAAGAGUCACCCCCGGUUGCCUUGUCUAUAUCCCUUCCGCCGGCCUAUCCGCUACAACCCGCUUUGGUGGUUGGUCGGAGUCGAGUGUUGGUCGACGAGAGAAAAUGGAAGAGCUGGCUUCUUACCAUUCAAGGUGUGAUCAUGUUUGCGAACGGCAACAUAGUGGACGGACUGCUGGCCUUCCGGAAGAAUGUCCAAGGUGCCUUGAAGGGGCAGAGCGAGUGCGCGAUCUGUUACUCCGUCAUAUCGACGGACAUGCAGACUCCGAACAAGAGAUGUGCCACCUGCAAGAACACAUUCCACUCUGUCUGUCUGUUCCGGUGGUUCAAGAGCAGUAACCAGAGCACUUGUCCGCUGUGCCGGAACAACUUUGUUUAUGUAUGAUGACAUCGAUGUAUAGUAGUUAGUAUCUUGGGUAUUGAAGUCUGAACAAGGCCUUCUUGCCCUUUUGUUAUGGAGAAGAGGGGCCACUUUGCAUGGUACGUAUGGCCUUAUGGGCAUGUAUGAUAUAUCUCUAUCAGCUUAUAGAAAAGUUCAAAUUGCCAAGUACUCUUCUGGAUUCCAUCUUCUCUGCUCAACUAUCAACAUCAAACCUCCUAGUAGUGCUC